UGCGCCUGCGCGGCCUGUCAGGCUGCUGACCAGCCUGCGCUGCAGCGUCCUGACCGUCCAGGCCGGGCCGGACCAGAGGCAGAGCCUGCCUCGUCCCACCCACCAUGGCCGAGCCGGCCUACAGCCGCUUCGUCGACCACACCAAGAUGAAGGCCGAGAUGCCUGACCUGGGCCCCAGGGAGCUGGCGAGCACCGAAUUCCCAGAGCUGAAGCAGCUGGCCCGCCAGGGCUACUGGGCCAAGAGCCACAGCCUGCGGGCUGAGGUAUACCGGAAGCUGAUCCGGGCCAUCCCCUGCCGCACGGUGACCCCGGACGCCAGCGUGUACAGUGACAUUGUGGGUAAGAUAGUGGGCCAGCACGGCCCCGGCACCCUCCCCCUGCCCGAGUUCGUGGAGAGCAGCCUGGUGCCCAGCUACUGCCUGACGACCGAGGGCGCCGAAGCUGUGCGCAAGAUCCUGCUGUGCCUAGCCAACCAGUUCCCCGACAUCUCCUUCUGCCCGGCGCUGCCAGCUGUGGUGGCCUUGCUCCUGCACUACAGCACGGACGAGGCGGACUGCUUUGAGCAGGCCAGCCGCAUCCUGGCCUGCAACGACCCCAGCCGGCGCCUGCUGGACCAGAGCUUUCUGGCCUUUGAGUCGUCCUGCCUGACCUUCGGCGACCUGGUCAACAAGUACUGCCAGGCGGCCCAUAAGCUGCUGGUGGCCCUGUCCGAGGACGUGCUGCAGGUGUACUCGGACUGGCAGCGCUGGCUUUUUGGGGAGCUGCCCCUCAGCUAUGUGGCCCGCGUCUUUGAUGUCUUCCUGGUGGAGGGCUACAAAGUGCUGUACCGGGUGGCCCUGGCACUCCUCAAGUUCUUCCACAAGGCCGGGGGGCCGGCAGGGGGCACCGCCGCGGCCCCGGGCCGCGUGCAGCAGGACAUCCGGGCCUUCGUCAGGGACAUUGGUAAGACCGUGUCGCCCGAGAAGCUCUUGGAGAAGGCCUUCGCUAUCCGCCUCUUCUCCCGCAAGGAGAUCCAGCUGCUGCACAUGGCCAACGAGAAGGCCCUGAAGCAGAAGGGCAUCACCGUCAAGCAGAAGAGUGUGUCCCUUUACAGAAGGCAGUUCGUGCACUUGGCUGUCCACGCAGAGAACUUCCAGUCAGAGAUCGUCAGCGUGAAGGAGAUGCGAGAUAUCUGGUCCUGGCUGCCUGAGCGCUUCGCAUUGUGUCAACCCAUGCUGCUCUUCUCCAGCCUGCAGCACGGCUACAGUCUGACCAGAUUCUAUUUCCAGUGUGAUGGCCAUGAGCCAACCCUGCUGCUCAUCAAGACCACGGAGAAAGAGGUGUGCGGGGCCUACUUGUCAACAGACUGGAGCGAGCGCAACAAGUCUGGGGGAAAACUGAGCUUCUUUGGCACUGGAGAAUGCUUCGUGUUCAGACUGCAGCCAGAGGUGCAGCGUUACGAGUGGGUGGUGAUCACGCACCCCGAGCUGACCAGAGCCACCGAAUCUGAGCCGGGGGCGUCGGCGCCUCAGCUCCCUGCUGCCUCUGGGCUCGAUCCCUCAGACCGCCUGUCACCCUUCUUGGCCACUCGGCACUUCAACCUGCCAUCCAAGACAGAGUCCAUGUUUAUGGCUGGCGGCAAUGACUGCCUCAUCGUGGGGGGUGGCGGUGGCCAGGCCUUGUACAUCGAUGGAGACCUGAACCACGGCACGACCAGCCACUGUGACACCUUCAACAAUCAACCCCUGUGCUCCGAGAGUUUCAAGGUUGCCGUGAUGGAAGUGUGGGGCUUCAAAGACUUCGUCACACAGGGAACACAGUAAUGACUCUGUUUUGGGGAUUUCCCCAACUCCCCCAAGCUCAACGAGGAAGAGACCGCCCUGCCACCCAGCCAGUGCAAUAGCCAAGGCUGGCGGCUCCAGCCGGCUUCAUCCGUGGUCCGGUAGUCAGCCUGGACAUGGUGUGGCUACAUCAGCCACUUGUCUGUCUUGUGGGUGGUACUUGGUUUGUGGGAGGACGAGCUCUUGGGCCCUAGUGUCUGCCCUGUUCAUGUCAGGUUUUUGGUGAUGCUCAGGAGCUGUGUAGCCUCCGUGAUACUGUGAACCCCAAGCCCUGUCCCUCAAGGACCAACCCACUUCCUUAUUUCAGUUUCAUUCCCCUCUCCCUGGGGGGAUAAGAGAAGGGGGGGGCUGCUGCACACCAGGUGUGGCCCCACCCACCUCUGGCACCCAGACCAGAUGGCUGACAGCUGAGUCUUGGGGCCCAGCUCUGAGAAGACAGGGCAGUCAGUGAUAACCCAGUCCUCCCUCCCCAAGCUGCAGCCUGGCAGGGAGGAGAGAGGCCAGCACAGGCUCCUCAGGAGAGUUUCAAACUCCACCUCUGGCUGGUAACUGGCCAACGUCCCCAGCCGUCCACAAGUUGAAUGCUACCCAGGCAGAUUAACCUCCUCAAACCCUCAGCAACCGGCCCAGACCAGCGUCGCUGCCGUGGGUACUGGGGCCCAUCCCCGUGCCUGUCCUGACCACUAGCGUAAGCACUGGUCACAGGCCACUGGUCCACCCUUGCCAAAAUACUGAGAAACGGAACAGGGGUCUGAACUGGAGCCUUCAUGUUUCUCUGUAAUUGCCCAGGUGCUGCCUGCCAGCAUUAGCAUAGGGACCCUUCCCUCCUUCUCCCCUUCCAUCCUCCCAUCCCACCCCACACAGGUGCUGUUGGCAUUUCUCAGAUGUUGAUCUCCAUGAAUGUAACCCUGACCCUGGGCUGACAAGCAGCCGGCACAGGUACCAGCCUCCCCUUCCUUCCCCUCCCCUCUCUCCCUGGGCAGCCUGUAUUCUGCUGGGCCGGGAGGAGGCAAGUGGCUUCAGAACAUGUGCCCUGCACCUACCCCACUGGGGGAGCUUUCGUGGGAUUGUUCUCUGCGCCUUCUUGCCCUGAUGUGAGGGUGGGUGGACGCUGCCUGAUCUGAGCCCCAGCUGGAGGUGAGGGGGCCUCACCCCCACCACUAGUUCCGAAGCCCAGGGUUUCGUGGUGGCGGGGGUUGGGGAGGCUGAGCCUCCAGGCUGCAUCUCGCCCCCUGGCUGUGCCACUCAUGUCCCCAGCUCCAAUGGUGGGGUGCCCCAUCUUCCACAGGGAUGGCGUUUGGGCUCGUGUUGGCCUGUCUGUGCCCCAGGAUUGCCCUGCCACUGCCCCAGGGCUGAGUUGGCCAGGUCCUCUCUCUGCUCUAUCUUGUCCCGGCCGGUGCCCCGUGCCCAGCUGUGCCGCUGCUGAGUGGCGUAGGGUGCGGUCCCACUGUGUGGACUCUGCUGCUUCCUGGUGUCAGUCCAGGGCGGCUCCUCGUGGGGUGCCAGGGUUGGGUGGGACCCACAUAUCUACCCCUACAUCUGGGGUGUGAAACCAGCAUGGGAGUCAUUCCUCCCCUCCUCCCCAGAUCCAGGGGACCACCACACAGCCCCCAUUUUCUGGGUGGUCAGAAGGUGCUCUUCCUCCUCCUAUUCCUUGUCUGUGCUGUAUCGCCUGCCUCACCAGUGGAGCCUGCCCUGCUGGGCAGCUGACCAUGUAUUUGCCCCUGUGCAAAAGAAAUUGAAUGAAUAAAAUGCAGAAUGUGAGAUA
Messenger RNA from Ornithorhynchus anatinus (platypus), 3588 nucleotides. It is a transcript of the gene TBC1D24, whose product is annotated as TBC1 domain family member 24. The coding region runs from base 105 to 1802 and encodes 565 amino acids. The transcript is spliced from 8 exons. The record is from RefSeq and is a predicted model, not a curated record. NCBI's taxonomy places the organism in Eukaryota, Metazoa, Chordata, Mammalia, Monotremata, Ornithorhynchidae.